AUCUCCCUCCCUGUCAAACCAAACCUCUCCGAAUCCCUGUAUUCAUUCUGCUGCACACCUCCUCCUCCUUCUCCUCCUCCUCUUCCUCCUCCUCCUCCUCCACCCCCUCUCUUAGAAACAUAAUGUGAUCAGCAGGCCAGGGAGGGCGCAUCCAAUGAAAAAGUGGGAGUGCCGCAGGCUGCAGGCCGAUUGGCUGCCCUGACACUAAGCAGACUGAGCAGAGGCUGCAGAUGGGGAUUAGAGGUGGGUCUCUGCACGCUGGGCUGACUGACUGUGUUGCUUCAGUGCAGGAGGCCUCCUCACCUCCUGACAGAUCAGCAGUGGCUCCAGAUUGACCCGCUUUCUGACUUCCCCUCUGAUGAUCCAGGUCUGCCUGCGUCUGUCCUGCCACCAUGGUCGUUCCUGAAUCUCAGGACAAAAUGUUCUACCCUCCUGCUGACCUGCAGAGGGAUGCUCAUGUGCCUGACUUUAACUCCUAUCUGGCAUCUUACAGGAAGUCUCUAGAGAAUCCAGAAGCUUUCUGGAAGGAGAUUGCCGAUGAGUUCUUCUGGAAGAAGCCGGCGACGGGGCCGAUGCUGCAGUACAACUUUGACGUGACAAAGGGGAGCGUUUACGUGAAAUGCAUGGAGGGGGCCAAAACCAACAUGUGCUACAACGUCCUGGACCGGCAUGUGAAGGAGGGCGGCCUCGGGGAGAAGGUGGCCUAUUACUGGGAGGGGAACUCACCCGACCAUCACAUGACCAUCACCUACCGCCAGCUGCUCAGUCACGUCUGCCGCUGUGCCAACGUGCUCAAGCAAAUGGGUGUGAAAAAGGGCGACAGGGUGUCCAUCUAUCUUCCCAUGAUCCCAGAGCUGCUCUACACCAUGCUGGCCUGUGCUCGGAUAGGUGCUGUCCACUCCAUCGUGUUUGCAGGUUUCUCCUCUGAGUCUCUGUGUGAGAGGAUCAUGGACGCCCAGAGCAGCGUUUUGGUGACGGCAGAUGGCGUUUACCGAGGAGAGAAGCUCAUUAACCUGAAGCAGAUUGCAGACGAGGCUCUGGAGAAGUGCCGGGAAAAAGCGUCCUGCAGCGUCACCAAAUGCCUCGUCGUGAAGCAUCACGCGCUGAGGACAAAAACUGGAGCUGCAUGCAACAAACUGCAGACGCCCUGGGACGCCCAGUGUGACGCGUGGUGGGACGAGGAGAUGAAAGAAUCUGCUGAAGAGUGUGAACCCGAAUGGCUGGACGCCGAGGACCCGCUGUUCAUCCUCUACACCAGCGGCUCCACCGGCAAGCCCAAGGGCGUUCUCCACACCGUCGCCGGCUACCUGCUCUACACAUCACUGACCUUCAAAUGCGUCUUCGAUCAUCACCAUGACGACGUGUACUGGUGCACGGCCGACAUCGGCUGGAUCACCGGCCACUCCUACAUCACCUACGGACCCCUGGCUAACGGAGCCACCAGCGUUCUGUUUGAAGGAAUCCCCGUUCACCCUCACGUCGGCCGGUUCUGGGAGAUCAUCGAGAAGUACAAAGUGACCAAGUUCUACACGGCUCCCACAGCGAUCCGCCUGCUGAUGAAGUAUGGGAAGGAACCUCUGCAGAAGUACGACCUGUCCAGUCUGAGGAUUCUGGGUAGCGUAGGCGAGCCGAUCAACCCCGAGGCGUGGCAGUGGUACCAUGAGGUGGUGGGUCAGGGCCGGUGUCCGGUGGUCGACACCUUCUGGCAGACAGAGACGGGAGGUCACGUUCUGACUCCUCUACCUGCUGCUACGCCUCUGAAACCAGGAUCUGCUACCUUUCCUUUCUUCGGUGUGGAGCCGACCAUCCUCAACGAACACGGAGAGCAGCUGGAAGGUGAAGCUGAGGGUUAUCUGGUGUUCAGGAGGCCCUGGCCUGGAAUAAUGCGCAGCGUGUACAAAAACCACGAGCGCUUCGAGAACACCUACUUCAAGAAAUUCCCAGGCUUCUACGUGACCGGCGAUGGCUGCAGGCGGGAUAAAGACGGCUAUUACUGGAUCACAGGGAGAAUAGACGACAUGCUCAACGUGUCAGGCCACCUGAUGAGCACAGCGGAGGUGGAGGCGGCUCUGACGGAGCAUCCAGCUGUGGCCGAGGCCGCCGUGGUGAGCCGACCUCACAAGGUGAAGGGAGAAUGUCUCUACUGCUUCGUCACCCUCAAAGACCACCGAGAGUUCAGCCACAUGCUGGUGGAGGAGCUGAAGAGACAGGUGAGAGAGAAAAUCGGACCAAUCGCAACACCAGACUUCAUUCAGAACGCCCCGGCACUCCCGAAGACUCGCUCAGGGAAGAUCAUGAGGCGAAUCCUCCGGCAGAUCGCCCGGAACGAGAAGGACCUGGGCGACCUCUCCACGCUGGCCGACCCCAAGGUGGUGGAGGAGCUGUUCAGCCAGAGAUGUGAAGCUGCAGCCUGAACCGGCGGACCUUCACUUCUGUAGCAUGAAGACAAUCACAAGCUGCUGGUCCUGGAUCAGCGUUUCAGUGUUUGUGUGCACUAUUUGGGACUGAAUGAUGUGGCCGGGGAUCAGAAAAGAUGUUUAUGUUUUAUGUGGAGAAGGAGGAGGAUGAUGAUUAAUGUGUGCAGAUGUGUUGAUACGGGGUUGUUGGAGGUUUGGGCCAAAAUGUCGCUCAACUGAACAGAAAUCUAAACGCAGCAUGUCAUGUUUUAUUAAAUCGCAACCUUUCUAUUUAACAUUGGAACAUCUCCACAACACCAAACACACUGUAUCUGAAAUUAGAAUUAGUAGAAUAGAGUAAAGAAGCUGGUUGGAGGUGGUUUGCUGUCCACCGUUCUUUAGGACUUGGUAGGGCUGACAGACGUUUUUGGGGGACAGGAUCGUGUUGACGGACAUCCAGUGUCUCAUUGACGUUGGAUUGUUGACAUAUUGGGGGAGUUGCUUUGUUAAAAUGCUAAAAGGCAAAAACUAUCAGUAUGAGGUUUUCAUCUUGGUAUCGGUGGGCUUUGACAUUGAUGAAACGUAGAUGGGGUCUUUGACAAUGCAGACGACUUCAUAGCACUUCCUUUAUCAAUGCUAAGCACAUCUCUAUAGAGCUAAAACCAAAAAUAAUCAAUGAACAGAACCAUCCUCCAUCUUGCUAGUGUCAAAUAAAUGUGGACGGUCACCAGCUGGAGCCAGUUUGUCAUUGGAUCAAGGCCUUGGCGUGGUUAAAGAGUAGGGAUGGAUCGAUGACCUUCUUGGUCGAUUAUCAUCGUCGAUAUUUGCCAUUUUUCCAAUUAUUGGUAUUUUAUCAACUGAUUAUUGGUAAAUUUGCUACUUCAGGUGUGAUGAAGCCUCCUCUCUCAGCCUGUUGUCACACUGUGGGGUCUGAAAUGUCUCUCAAGCAGCAAAAACUGAACAGGAAAUGAAAAAAAAAUUGCUAAUCUCACAGUGGCUAAGACUAUGCUAACGCUACGCUAACCCUAUUUCAGUGACAGAAGUUUAGCACAAAUAUUGAUCAAACCAUCAAAAAUUAACACCGUUUAAGGAGGUUUUUCCUCAUGUUGUGAUUUCAUCUGACCCACAGAAAACUUACCAAGGAAUUAGUCUGAUCCUUAGAUCCUCUAAGCGUUUACAGCCCCAUCUUCAUCUUCAUUCCAGAUCUGGACCAGAUACGGACCUUUGUUCUAAACCUGCACACAAAAAUACAGAAAGGCACAUUCAAUUUAAAACAAUUCUUCUUGUUUUUUGUUAGAAGCCGAAGCAGCUGAUGGUCAAAGGAAAGUCUGUGGUCAAACAUCCGAUUCUUGUUCCUUAAAGCCAACUUAGUGGUUAAGAAUUAGUCCCCAACUGAACGUAUUUUUGUGCACUUUUAGCAAACUUUGAUCACCUUCUGACAACAACAAUAAAACAGAUUUUGAAGGGUUUCUCUCGGCCAGUAAAGAAGACCUGCUGCGGUUAUGUUUUCUGUUCAGUGUAACUCUUGAAGCUUUUCUCGUCUCAUUUUGUUGAAGGAAGAAAUUCUGCUUCUAUUUUCAAAUCUUGAACUAGAAAGACCUGCUUUGCACUGCUUGUUUCUGACUGAUGUAUAUUUCCAAUCUGUGAAUUAAAUCCAUGUCCUGAGAAUGAAA
Molecule: messenger RNA, 4069 nt
Organism: Acanthochromis polyacanthus (spiny chromis)
Lineage: Eukaryota; Metazoa; Chordata; Actinopteri; Pomacentridae
Gene: acss2l
Product: acyl-CoA synthetase short chain family member 2 like
Exons: 18
Coding region: 393-2414 (673 amino acids)
Molecular function (GO): AMP binding; acetyl-CoA synthetase activity
Source: RefSeq, a predicted model, not a curated record